Messenger RNA from Pieris brassicae (large cabbage white), 6814 nucleotides. It is a transcript of the gene RhoGAP15B, whose product is annotated as arf-GAP with Rho-GAP domain, ANK repeat and PH domain-containing protein 2. Lineage: Eukaryota; Metazoa; Arthropoda; Insecta; Lepidoptera; Pieridae. The record is from RefSeq and is a predicted model, not a curated record. Gene Ontology annotation, biological process: signal transduction. Bases 282 to 3602 code for a protein of 1106 amino acids. The transcript is spliced from 11 exons.
GGUAUAUUUACGCUUAAAAAACUAUACUCUUUGAUUGAUAUACUUGUCUGAGUUCUUACUUUUUAUUAUGUUCAAACUUCAGUGAUUUUGUUCUAUUAAUUAUUUAUGUGCUCAUAAAUCCUGCCGUCUUGGUUUCUUGAAAGGACUAUUGUAUACAAAAUACCUAAGAAUGAUUUUUUAUUAGUGAGUCAACAUUGUUUUUGUUUAAUUGGUAGUGUUUAUUUUUAUUUGACUUAUAUGGCUCGUCAGGCUGUCAUUUCUUUGUAGUAUAAAAUUCCAUAAUGAUGAAUACACCGCCCGUUCCAAAACCACGGUCUUCAGGUUUCUCACAGAAUGAUUCAUUGAAAAGGCCAGUACCGUUACCUCGUACUAAGGUACCUGUAACUAAUGAAAGAGUUACAGCAUCUGAAGUGUUGCGUUCUAUAGGUUCGGUAUCAAAACAAAUAACUGAAGAUGUUGCACAAAAAGUUACAAAUUCAGCAAAAUUUGCAAAUGAUAAAAUUGAGAAAUCUUUUAUGGAUGGUUCAAAAUUUGCUAAGGAUACUUUAGAGAAAACAAUAAGCACAUCAAAGGCUGUAAGAGCAUCAGUUACAAAGUCUGUCAUAGAAACAACAAAAACAGCUGGUCUAAAGAUACGUCGCACAAAAAAAUUAGAGACAGAUCAUAGUGAAGACUCUCAAAGAUGUGUUUCAAUGCCAGCAGCUGAUGUUUCAUUUUUUGAUAACAUACAGUUUUAUUCACCACUUUUAGAACAAAAAAAGAUAUCACCUGAAGCUGGUCCAUCUGAAAAACGUGAAUCACCAAGUUCACAAAUAAAUUCUCAAACAGAUAACCUGUCGCUCCUUUCUUGUAAUUCAGAUUCUAUAACUGAUAGUGUGAGUAUUACUCAUGACAAUAUUGAAUAUGAUCAAAAUGACUCUACUUCUUUUUUAGAAUCAGAAAUGACAUACGAUACUCCAAAACCAUCUAGAGCUAAUAGUUUUAUUAGUGUGAAAUCUGCACCAGAAGUGCCAGGAAGAAGAAAAAAGAAAGAGAAGAUAGAAAUUAUGAGACAGAAUUCUCUAUAUGAGAACUGGACAUUACAAUUAUCUCCAAAACCUAAUGUAGAAUCUUUUGAUAGGCCAAGUAAAAGUACUAUUUAUGAAUUUGAUCCCUUAAAUUUUACAGCACAGCCUAAGAAAUAUGAUGGUGUCAGUAAUGAAUUACUGCUGUUGGAGUCUUUUCUGAUUGGGGAUACUUAUGGUACAAUUGUUUCAAAUGACAUUGGGGUUGAUGAUACAUUUGACUUUAUUGAAAGUGAUUAUUUCAAUCCCCCAACACCACCUGAAAGAUUUGACAGUCUUGCUGUUGGUGAAAUUGCCGAAAAACCUACCUUAUCACCUAGUGUAAAAGAUAAUAAUUCAAAUUGGUACAUUGGAAAGGAUUGUUCAAGUACAGAUGUUAUUGAAGAUACAAAAACAGGAAGUUCUGUAAUGCAAAGAUUUUCAAACAUGCUAAAAUUAGACAAUGUGUUAAAUAAAGGCUUGAAACAACCUACAGUCAAAGUUGAGAAAGCGGAACGUCCAACAAUUAAUCACUUACUUGUUCCUUACUACAGUGGAACUCUGAAUAAAGUAAUUUCUGGAGCAGUUGAAGAUUUAUUCAAGAAUUCCCAAUCUUGUAGUAGAUACUGUGUUUUAUCUGAUCACAAAUUGAUGUGUUACUCAGAUCCAACUAACUCAAUAGUGAAAGAAGUUUACACUUUAGAUAGUAUUAAUUCAGUGCAAAUUGUAUUACCAUUAUCAUCUAGCACCACAAAUAACUCAUACUGCUUUGAGUUGACGAUUUCAAUGGGUGUUAAAAGUUCACCACGAAAAGUGCUCUUUGGCUGUGGAAGUGCUUCAGAAAGAAGAAAUUGGGGACAAAAAAUAGCUGAACAUCUCACUAAUGGAUUCCCAACCAAAUAUACAUCAGAGUUUACAAGGAGUGGAUGGUGUUAUAUGAAGGAAGGGGUUACUGGACAAUGGCGUGGAGCGUGGCUUAUGCUGGUGAGACGAGUCCUUGUCUACUACACCCCUCCCGAGACCCUUUGUACGGUAGACCUUAGAAAGACGAGAUGUGUUGUAAACCAAGAUGCAGAUGAAGAAACAAAACAAAAGUGUGUAUCGGACGGUAGCCCAAAUCUUCUACUCGAUUGUCCACAUGCAACUGUAUAUUUGAGAUUCCAACACGAAAAAGAUCUCAAGAGUUGGAGGUACAUGAUUAAGUUAGCUGCUCAUAAUAACGGAGCGUAUUUACACCACCAGCAGCUUACCAAGGAUGACGUUCCGGCCAUAGUAGACAAGUGCAUUAGUUUUAUUUAUGCCCACGGGAGUCUAUCAGAAGGUAUAUACCGGAGGGCGGGCAGUAGUUCAGUACUGUCGGAAUUACUUGGACGUUUCAGGCGUGACUCGUGGUCAGUGGUUUUGAGUCCUGGGCAGCAUUCGGAGCACGAUGUUGCCGGUGUAUUAAAACGAUUCUUUAGAGAUCUCCCGGAAUCGCUUAUACCGCAAGACAAACAUACAGUUUUAAUUUCAGCUCUUGAAAUCAAGGAGAAACACGAACGAAACAGUGAAUAUAGAAAAGUGAUGUUCUUCUUGCCUCUCGUCGCGCGCAAUACGGCGAGGAAAUUGUUCGCGCAUUUGCAUUUCUUAAAUACAAUGGCGCACGCUAACAAAAUGAAUGCUGAAAAUCUGGCCUCAGUUUGGGCACCUACCAUCAUGCCGGCAGCUUUAACAAGUCAGACCCUCCAAACAGCAUGGUCAGCCAAGGAGCAAUAUGUGGUCCGGGAUCUAAUAGCAAACUACGAGGAGAUAUGGGAGCCUACUGAAGCCGAAACCCGACGCGAAGCGGCCAUACGCCGCGUCCUCAUGCGAGUAUUAAGUAACACUGCGCCUGCGCCGCCCAAAGCCGCCGGAGAUUUGCGAGCGUGGAUCUACGUGAAUGACAGAAACACGUGCCACCAAAUUGCGCUAACGCCAAACAAAACAUGUUCCGACGUUUGCAUAGAGCUUUGUGAAAAGGCGCAAACGGAAUCACAUUUAUUGAUGAUCGAAGAAGUUAUUUGUAAUGAAUCGAUGAGAAGAAUAGUUCACAAAGACGAAGUUGUUCUAGAUGUUGUUCUACAGUGGAGUUAUUGGGACGAAGAGGAUCGAAAAGAGAAUUACUUAAUGAUUAAAAAUAAUAAAUUGUUGCACGAUAUUGCUGUUAAGAAUACCGGAGUUGUUUGCGGAGAGCUUAGAGUGGCGAAUGAGGCGAACAAAACUUUUAAAUUGCAUAUGUUUGAGUGUAAUCAUACGAAGUUGUGCUAUUUCAAGGAUAAACAGGGGUCACACAAGAUUGAAGAAUGGCUGGUGAAAGAUAUUUUAUGGUACAUCGGCCACGAACCAAAACGUAAUCCUCAAUCUCGCUGGGCCAUCACGUUCAUACCAAAAAAGAAUAAACAGAAAAGAUCGAAAGAUCGCCCAUGGUUUGGUGUGACCAUAGCGGGCGCGGUAACUGAAGAUCAAGUUAAAUGGAUGACAGCGUUAAUGUACGCUGAACACACAGAUGUACUUCCUACACCGCGGCUUGUCAUCACUUAAUGGUAUCGGCACAUUACAGGGCCUGAUUUAGCAAAAAGGGAAACAAUAACUUGCCAAGUUAUUUGCUGGUAUAACAAGUAUUUGUGCGUGUGAAUAUCAAAAUCAAAAUAUUGUUUAAUGUACACCAUUAAGUUACCUACAUUAAAUAAACAAUGUUUUGAUUUUGAUUUUAAUGCUUCUUUUAAUUUACUGCUAGUUCUCAAAUCAAAAACAGACGAGAACUGACUCUCCUUCACUCUUCCACGCCAUGCCAAGAGUUUUUUAUCACACGUUAUAGAAAAAACAAAAACGAAAUACAUAAUAUUGAUUUGCGUAUACUGUUAUAGUAUUAAUAGUUACUGUACUGAACAACACAUCAAUUACACAACAACGAUACAACAGUAAUACAACAACGAUACAAGAAAAACAUAAAUUACACAACAACGAUACAACAAAAACACAAUAAUGUAACAUCUUGAAAAACGAAUACACAAUAAAAGUUAAGGAAAUUUGUCAUAAUUUAGUUUUGUUCGCUAUUUCGUUGCAAAUAGAUAAUUAAAAUUUAGUUGUUUGACGAACAGCGAAACCGCGUGCAGAGAUAAUAUUUAUUAGGGGUUACUCAAAAUAAAUAUCGCUGUUGUCUUAAAUAAAUAUGAGCCUGGUAAGACGUGUCCCAUGUAGUGUAAUUAAUAGUUUAAAAUGUAUUUUAAAUAUAAAUGAAGUACUUCUAUAACUAAGUUUAGAUGUUAGUGGAAAUAUAGUAGCUUUUUAAUUAGCAAAUGUCCUGCCUCUUAAUUGAAUAGUUUUCUGAAUUGAAAUUUUUAUAUAGUUGAUUCAAUAGUACUUGGAGUCGUAUGAAUUAAUACUCGCGGAUUUUAGGCAAGUUGAAUAAUUGUUAUAAUUUGAAUGUGUGUUUCUAAAAUGUUUUAUCUGACACUUCCUUGCCAAUUCGGUUUUGUUUAGCUUUUUAGAAUUAAAUAACAAUACAAAAUAGAAGAAUCGAGGCUUCUUAUUUUAAAUUUCUAUAUAUACUAUAAUAUGAGACUGUCAAACUUGAGAUUUCUAUGUCAAGUAAUACAUGUUUUCUCGGCUUACAUAUUUAGACAUAUAAAUUGUUUCAUAGCAUGGUCAGCAAACUUAAGUUUGCUAUGUCAAUUAAUACAUGUUUUCUCGGUUUACAUAUUUAGUCAUAUAAAUUGUUUGAUAGCAUGGUCAGGCUGAGCGUAAAACGUAAGAACGAUGAUGUACUUCGUUGACUGUGACUUGACAAACGAAACAUGAAGCGUGUCGUGUCAGUGACCAAUGGGUGUUGUAUGUAUGAAAAUGGUCACCCUUCCGCCUUAAAACAUGAUCGCAGAGCGCAGCAAUAAUUUUGGUCAUAAUUUGUGUAUAUUUAAAUAUAACGUGCAUAAUUAAUUUUCAUUUACAUAUACAGUGUAAACUCUAUAAAACGACACUUAAGAGACUGUUCAUUUACGGCGUUAUAGAGAGUUGUCGUUAAGUGGAGAAAAGAAAAUUAGGUAUUGGAAAAAGCUUGGAGAAUUUUUUCUUUGUUUUUCCAUAUUGUGGAACGGUAGAGCAACUAAAUCCAAAGCGUUUGCCAACAUCCCUUAUCUUCUCUCCCGUACUAUUGCGCGUAUCAGUCAAACUUUUUCAUCAAUACAGUGAUUUUCUUUUCUAGCCAUGUUUACAGUUUGAAAGUUGGUAAGCAACUAAAUAUAUGAUACUUAAUGACCUAUAACCCUUAAUUAGGGCAGAGGGCGUCCACAGUGAGUUUCCAUCGCGUUCGGUCUUGAGCCUCGUAUUUCACCUCGCUCCAAGUCUUUCCGGCUCUCUUUGCCUCGUCUGCAACUUUUCGGCGCCAGGUUUGUUUGGGAUGGCCACGCUUUCCUUGCGAAUUUCAAUCAACCGCCUGCUUGGGAAUAUGAUUGGGAUCCCUUCGGAGUGUAUGGCCGUGUAUUCCAUUUGCGUUGCUUGAUCUGCUGGCUGAUCGGGUUUUCUCGACAGCGCUUAGAUCUCUAACGAGCAACUUUGGGAGCGCUGUCGAGAAAUAUAUGAUAACGUAUAGAUAAUCCAUGACUCCUACUUAUGUCAUGGUCAACAACAGUCUACACGUGCAAGCAAUCCCAAUUUGUAAACAAAAGAACGAAUUUCUUAGAAAGUUCGUAUGCAUGAUGCCGACAGUCCAGUUUAUUGCGGACUAGGAUAAUAAAGAGACAAAAGAACAUACACAGCUGCCGAGUUUUUACUAAUUUUAGCAACUAAAAAGUACUUUAUUACUCAAUUGGUGUCGUUAUUCAUAGUGGGUGUAAUGCUAUGUAGAGUGUAUCAUUGUAUGGAAUACAAGUUAAAGCCAAGAUUUCAACGCUAUAUGCAAUGUGGCGUUAAAUCGAGGGUUCGUACAUGGAGUUUACACUGUAUGUAAAAUUUGAUAAGAAAACAUGGUAAGCUAGUUAAGCCUUAGUUUAUAUUAUAGUCAUGGCCCGAUCGUAGAAUUAAAUUUAUGAAAUCGUCUGAUGUAGCUCAGUCUCAGUCCAGGCUUUGAUUUCGCUUAAUGUGUAGAAUUUUCAACUCACAUGCGUUAACGAUGGGAAUCAACGUUGAAACAUCAGUAAACAUUGAUUAAUGAUAUAGUAUAUGAAAUAAGCAUCCUACGAUUGGGCCGUGCAGUAUAAAGAUGGCAGUUGGCCAAGUUUACUAAAUGUAAAAGUAAGUUCUGUAAAACGUUGGUAUUUUUUAUGGCGCACAAAUUUACAUUCCUGUGAUCCAAGUUCCAAAAAUGUUCAAGGAAAUACUAUUAACAUGUAUACAUAAAAUAUAAGAUUGUUUUGUAUUGAAGAUAUAUUUUACCAUUUAUACCUUUUCUUCAAUAUAUUUUAAUAGGUUUAAGUAUUAUAAAGAUUUCAGAUAAUUUAAUGGAUUGACUUGUUCAUCGAAUUUGUACAUAAAAUCUAAAUAUUUUAGAUUGGCAAAGAUUCAUCGCUAAGUGCCUUUAUAACUGUAAUAUAAUGUCCACUGGUUCAUGGAUUAAAUUUUUUCGAAAAAGUUAAAAUAAUUAGAGUUUUCAAUGUAACUAUGAAUUGUUAAUGUACCAAAUUCAAAAUUACUAUUUUGUGCAAAUCUAUGCGUGUACUUUACUAUUUACGAUUUAAUUAUUAAUUUAAUUUAAUUUUGUAUAUAAGAACAUUAGUAUACAUAUAUUGUUUAUGAUAAAAGGCAUCUAUUGAUGAUUU